AAUAUUGGCCGUGCCCUAACAGACUUGACCCUCGACCUCUUAUAGGUUGGUGGUAGAGAGCAAUCUCGCUUCCAAUCAAUCGGCUCGCACUAGGUCUUGCACUAAACUCCAGUGCGAGUAGUUGUUUUAAUGAAGUUGUCCUCUUUUAUUUGUAAAGUUGUAGCAAGGUGAAGAUUCGUGGUGUCGUGCAUCGAAGAAGACAAUACGAUGAAAUCCGCAAGGGCUAUAAAAUCGACAAUGCGUAUUACAAAACGAAUGAAUGUUGCUCAUGAGCGCACUGGAAUCAUCCUAUUUGAGUUACGUCACCACGAACAACUUGAGAAAGUGAGGAAAGUGACUGGUUCAGGUGUCGACUCAUCCUGGCGCGGUAAAUCAUGGUGUCUAAUGGAAUUGGAGGAAGAUCUAAAAACCUUCGUCAGAAAGUUACCAGUGUGUAAAGGACAAGUGAAGGGCGUUCUCAUCCACACCUCAUCGCUGAUCCUGUUUGACCGCGCAUCUUCCGGAGAAGAUUUUGUGAGUGCUUCACAAUGUGCUUGUGCAAUAUUAAAACUCCUGAAUCCCUUGGUUGUCACCUAAAGCAGCUUCUUAUGGAAGCUGAAAGAAAAGUGCAAGAAUUAGGUGGUGGCCUUCUAUCUAUUGAAGAUACAUCUUAGCAUCAUUUAGUAUUAUCAGCUGUCAUGGUGCUUCUGCAACAAUGACUGGCUGCGGAGGUGGAGCGGAAGCAGCCGUUGACAAGCAGCUACUGCUCUGGGAGAGACGAGCUAAAGGAUUAAAGAAAAUGUUAUUAGGUUUUGAUCAAGCAAGACCUCCAGAUGUACCCCUCUUGGUUGCUGUUGAUGUAACUGGAACAAAUUCUGUAAAUGUAAGAUUCCAAGAGCCAGAACAACAAGACUCGGCUAUAUGAACCAAAUUCAAAGUUCAAUGGAGCUGCUCAGAAGCCUUCAGUCCUUUAGCUGGAGAGAGAGAAAUUUUAGAUAUGAAACACAUGGAAUGUCACAUAGGUGAUCCGAUUCAUGGACAAAGGUAUUAUUUCCGAGUAGCUUGUGGCAACUUGAAAGGUUAUGGAAAGUUUAGACAGUCUACACCUACAUCAGUUAUUCCUUCUAGUUGGCGGGAUGUUGAGGGUCGUGAGCCAAGAUUUGCAGGAAGUCUGCAACUUCUUGAUGACCUGUUUUCUGAAAUAAGAAGCUCAAGACCAGAACAAGCAGCAUAAAUAAAAGCUACUGUUCAAGCUGGAGAAACUCCUGGAAUUCAAAGACGAAAUCAAAGAAAGAAAACUACUAUUAAACAACUCUUUACUGUGGCAUCAAAAUUUCAGAAAAAUUUCAGAAGGGGUGUAUUUCUGGACUGUUUAUUGUGCCAUGAAGAUAAAGUGUUAGUAACUAAUGAAGACUUCUUGCCUGUGAUUGAAAUGGAUGAAACAUAUCCUAAUUGUAUAUAUAAUGAUUUUCAAUGACUAAUGAAGGUUGCCUGUACAUGGGAUGAUGUCAAAUCUCUUUGACAGGAUAUGAAGAAAAGCUUCAGCUCUUCUACUGUACAUUUUCGUAUCAAGUUGUUACAAGCACCUGCUCAAAUGCAGACUGCUUUAUGUACGCAAGAUCUUGGACAACUCUUCCACUGACCAAUAAAGGAUUCUCAGGGAACAUUAGUGAUCUCCACAGUGAAUUAUGUACGCUCACCAAAAUGUGUAUCUCUUUUAAACUCAAGAUGAGAAGAGAAAUUAAGAAAAGUGCAAAAUGCUCCCAUUAAGAAAAGUGCAAAAGAAACUGGCUACUCAUGAGGAACCACAUGUGGGAGAAUUGCAUAUGGCUUCCAUACAGG
Gryllus bimaculatus (two-spotted cricket) is the source of this 1821-nucleotide messenger RNA. The record is from the annotation of a GenBank genome assembly. Lineage: Eukaryota; Metazoa; Arthropoda; Insecta; Orthoptera; Gryllidae.